AUGUAUUACAAUGAUUUGAUCAUUCGACGUCGAAAGACAGAACCUAAAUCCGUACAUGUUUUAAGAGCAUGUAUUAAAAUUUUACUAAUAGCUUUCCUUUUAGCAUAUACUACUGUUCUGAUUAAAGAAGUGAUUGAUAGUGACCCAGUUAUACAGAUUUCAGAAGAAGAUAACACCGAAAUGCCAUUUCCUGACAUGUUAUUUUACGCCGAUUAUCCAUUCAAUUUGGAAUGUCGGUUUAGAAGUGAAAUUGGUGCAACAGCAGAUUAUAGCUGCAAUAAUUCUUUAAUUCAACCACAACUAGUGAGCAAUGUUUAUCUUGGAUAUUUUUUUAAUAAUAAUCAUUUAAAAUUUACAGCAGAUGUAAGAUAUGCCACUUCACAUAUAGAAAUAUAUAGCUUUUCUAAUACAUCUGUUGAUUAUAAAGAAUAUAAUCCUAUCAAAUCUAAAGAGGGUACAUUUGAUUUGAACGUACCUAUUGUUGGUCAUGUUAGAGACUUAAUCUUGCAUAAUUCGUAUGCUAUGAUGAUAAACAUGUAUUCAUUAUUAAAAUUAUCUAGACGUAAAAAACAAAAAAUGAGGAAAGAAAUUAGAAGUAUACUUGGAUUACCAUCUUAUGAUGAACAACCUUUUAUUGUAUCUGAUUUGCAGAGCAUGCCUUUACUUGAUGAAGAUCGUGAUAGACCCGAAGUAUAUUUUAGUAAAUUUGUUUUAACCGUAGCAACUUUCCAAAUACAAGUAGAAACUGAACGAAGAAUACGUACUUUACUUGGUGUGUUUGGUAUCGUUGGCGGUGCUAGUAGUAUAGCCAUGGCAUUAUAUACGUUUCUAUUUGGUGCAAAUUUGUUUCGUCCUUGGGGUUAUACACAAGCUUAUUGUUGUGGGUUAAGCUAUAGGACAUAUAACAAACUUAAAAAUUCUUUUCCAGUACUUCCGUUAGUCAAUUCUUCUUCCUUAAUGACGAAGCCAAAUCCUUCCCUUCAAGAUAUUAAAGAAUUACAAGAUCGCUUGAAUUCUCUUGAAAUGUUUUUAAAGGAAUAUGUUAUAGAUGUAAAUUAUUUGGAAAAAUCUGAGAAAAUGGAUCUAAAAGUAGAGGAUGAUGAUAAAGAAUAUAAUCUUAAUAAUCAUAAUCAAACCUCAUUAGAUUGA
Molecule: messenger RNA, 1149 nt
Organism: Funneliformis caledonium
Lineage: Eukaryota; Fungi; Glomeromycota; Glomeromycetes; Glomerales; Glomeraceae
Source: the annotation of a GenBank genome assembly